AUCUUCUAAGGGACAUACAGGAAAUGAAAAAGGCCCCAAUUCGAUACAAGCAGAAAUGUACAGCUCUGAUAACAACACUGGUGAUAUUGUUCACUUUCACAUGGAGGACUAAUGUUGACUCUCGGAAUCCAUGGAGGCCCAUGAAGAAAAGCCAAUCAUCUACACAAUGGAAAACAAGCCGAUUGUGACAUGUGCUGGCGACCAGAGCCUGUUCACUUCUCUCUACACCUCUCUGGCACAGCAGUUACCCAGAGAGUCCAUGGAGUGGAGGAGGUCUUACGGACGCGCACCAAAGAUGAUUCACCUCGAGGCCAACUUUGUUCAGUUCAAAGAGGAGCUACUUCCUAAGGAUGGAAACAGAGCCCUGCUCACCUUUCCCUUCCUGCACAUAUACUGGACAGACUGUUGUGACACUGAGAUGUACAAGGCGUCGGUGAAGGAUGACAUGCUGCGGUGGCAGAGCACCCUGCGGCUGCACGGCUCGGUGGACUGGCUCAUCGUGGUGGUGGAGAGCGAAGCCAAGAAGAAGAACAAGACCAACAUCCUGCCGCGCACCUCCAUCGUGGACAAGAUCCGCAACGACUUCUGCAACAAGCAGAGCGACAGGUGUGUGGUUCUGUCGGACCCUCUGAAGGAGUCGUCUCGGUCCCAGGAUUCGUGGAGCUCCUUCCUGACCAAGCUGCGCACCUUGCUACUCAUGUCCUUCACCAAGAACCUGGGCCGCUUCGAGGAUGACAUGCGCACUCUCCGCGAGAAACGCACUGAGCCCGGCUGGAGCUUCUGCGACUACUUCAUGGUGCAGGAGGAGUUGGCCUUUGUGUUUGAGAUGCUGCAGCAGUUUGAGGAUGCCCUGGUCCAGUACGAUGAGCUGGACGCUCUCUUCACUCAGUAUGUCCUCAACUUUGGGGCUGGAGACGGGGCCAACUGGCUGGGCUCGUUCUGUGCCCCGGUGAAGCGCUGGAGCGGGCUGCUCCUGCGGCGGCCCAUCGACAUGGAGAAGCGCGAGCUGAUCCAGCGUGGCGAAGCCAGCCUGCUGGACCUGCGCAGCUACUUGUUCUCCCGCCAGUGUACCCUGCUCAUCUUCCUCCAGAGGCCCUGGGAGGUCACCCAACGAGCCCUGGAGCUGCUGCACAAUUGCAUCCAGGAGCUGCGCCUGCUCGAGGUGUAUGUGGUCCAGGGGGCGUUGGACUGCUGGGUGUUCCUCAGCUGUCUGGAAGUGCUCCACAGGAUCGAGGGCUGCUGCGACCGCGCCCAGCUAGAGGCCAACUGCUCCCACACUGUCGGCUUGUGGACCUACGCCACGGAGAAGCUAAAGUCUCUGGGCUACCUGUGUGGCCUCGUGGCCGAGAAAGUCCCCACCUCCGAGGACCUAAACCGCACCGUGGACCUUCUGGCUGGCCUGGGGGAAGAGAGACCAGAGACUGUCAACAGCCUGCAGAGCCCUUACAAAAAACUCAAUGAGGCCUUAUCGUCUGUGGAGGCAUUUGAAAAACACUAUCUGGAGCUGUCUCAUGCUGCUAUGGAGAUGUACAGAGCCAUAGGCAGGAUGCGCUCAGCCCGGCUCAUUGGGAAGAGUCUAGCUGAGUUUUACAUGAAGAAAGGUGACCCGGAGAGAGCAGAGGGCUUCCUUGAUGACUCUCUGAGGUCAUACGUGGCAGAGGGGUGGAGCCUGCAGGUGACUCAUACCAGGAAGCAGAUGGCAGAGUGUCAGAAGCUCCUGCAGCAGACUGAAGACUACCUGCAGACCAGUGCCUUGCUGGCGGGCGACGCCAACCUGACAGAGGAGGAGAGGAAGCACUUCUGCCAGGAGAUCCUUACCUUCGCCAGCCAGCCCCCGGCACCCUCAGACCAGACUGUGGCUCUGAGCAUGGCGGCGUUCGCCCAGCUGCGCCAGAUGCAGUUCAGCCCGCCUGGCGCCGUGGUGCACGUGGGUGCCGCCCUGCAGCUGGAGCUGCGCGUGCGCUGCCUGAUGCCUGUGGCCAUGCAGGUGGAGCAGCUGGCUGCCACUCUCCACUUCAGCCUGGAGCAGGGCGGGGCGAGGGGCCGUGCGGGUAGCGCCCAGAGGAGGGCGGGCCAUGGACCACAAGGCCAGGGGGACGGGGUGGUCCUGUUCCCCCAGGGAAGCCCCCUAGCUGGGGCCGGGAUGGGCGUUUCGCUACCCCCCGCCCUGGAGCUUUACGAAAUGCAGGACCGCAGCCCGUCAGACAGCUCGCUCACCUCCACGGGGGUGGUGUGUAAGAACAUGCACCUGCUGCUGCGGCGCCACGACAGCUCCGCCUCCCUAGACACGCCCACGGCCGGGGCCCUCCCGGCAGCGGUCGCCGUGGACGACGGGGCCCAGAUGUUGAGGGCACGCGACAUAACGCUGCAGCCCGGCGACAACAGCAUCUUGUUUACGGCCCCGACUGGAGAGCCGGGCUCGUACACGUUACGUCAGCUGUGCGGGAGCGUGGGGAGAGUCCAGUUUGUCCAGUCUCACAUCUACCCUGUGGUGCAGUACGAGGUCUACUCCCAGGAGCCUCAGCUCACCAUCGAGCCCCUCUCAGACAACCUGUUGGCAGGCAUUCCCCAAAAGGUGACGUUCACCAUAGCAACAGGCCACUACAGUGUGAAGAAGGGUGACGCGUUGCAGCUUAGCAAUACAGACUCCAUGCCCAUCCUCCACUCUAGCUGCUGCUCUGCUACCGUCCUGUCCAGCACGGGAGGUCAGCCUUCCAUCCAUCCACUCUGGAGCGCAUGGGGGGAGAGUGCUCUUUCCAUCCAGUCAUCGGAGAAGGUGACCAGCAUCUCCCUGCCCCCCACCCCUCCCUACCACACCCUGGAGUUCCAGCUGGAGGUGCUUGCCACAUCCCCCCCCACGCCCUUCAAGCCCGACAUUGAGCGUCUCACCAACGGUGAGGUCCGCCACCGGCCCAAGAGCCACAGCCACGCAGACAGUGGCAUGAUCAACAUCGACCAAAAGGUCUCCAUCGACUGUCCUUGGUCCAUCUACUCCACUCUCAUAGCCCUCACCUUCUAUGUCCCUUUCAAAGCCAAGCACUCAAUACUCUCUGCUGGGAAAAGGAAGUAUAUACAGGUGUGUCUCCAGAACGUGUCCGACACAAACUUCCACCUGGCGGACCCGGUCCUCACAGAGCGCCAGCCCACAGUCUCGAUGGAGCUGCUCUCACUCAAUGUUAAAACGCAACAGCCGGUGUGCAGUCAGCAGUCAGUGUUCUGCCUGUGGGAGAUGCGUUGGGCCAAACCCCUCCCGCUGUGCCUGCAGUGUGCAUUCUCCGCCAGCUUCGCGCCCGUCUCCGCCUCGGACACACACACAGCCUUCAAACCCUACCGCUACGAGUUCCAGCUGGACCGGGUCUCUACCCUUUACAGCUUGAAGGCCGAGAUCUUGCCGCCGUCCGGGGACCAGCACUGUCGCACCGGCGCCCUCUGUGGCCUCGAGGUGUCCAUCACACGGCAGGCGGAGCCCAGCGAGACUGAAGGGGAGGAGGAGGAGUCUAUGGAAAUAGAGGGCCUGAGGACCACCAAGCUCAUGUAUGAAGUGGUGGACAACAGCAGUAACUGGGCGGUGUGUGGCAAGAUCGGGGUGGUGUCCAUGCCUGUGGCUGCAAGCGCCACACACAGGGUUCAGAUGGAGGUCAUGCCCCUGUUCGCCGGUCACCUGCCCUUCCCCAACAUCAAAGUGUUCAAGUACCUACCCCACAGUGCCGUCCCAGCCAUUCAGCCCGACACGGACAGCUGCUUAGAGAACGACACCAUAUCCCUGCUGGACAAAGGGCUGGACGACCAGGGCGACACGACCAGCAUCCGCAGCCGGGGCAGCGUCCACUCAGUGGGCAGCGGGGAGCAGCAGAGGGGUCUGCCCAUGCCCCGGCUGGAGCCCUUCAGUCCGGGACAGGUGUUCUAUUGGAGCCAGGGGCGGCAGGUGCUGGUGCUGCCCGUUACUGAUGACCACGUGAUGGAGGUUAACGUCACAUGACCCCUGUGGGCCGCUACUGCACCUCCCCCUAUGCCCCCACCACGCCUGGACCUCUGUGGUUUGGUUCCUGGCUGUGGUUCUGGAAGAGGGCCUGGCGGCAGGGAACUGACACUGGCACUCCUCUCAGGACUCAUUGCUGGCCAGCCACUGGCCCUGCUCCUGUUUUGGCCUGAGUUCCAUCUGCUCUAUUUUUAUCUGGUCAAUCUUUUUCAUACUGUAAAACUAUCUCUCUCAUUGAUUCUUGCUCCGUGGACACAGCAAACCGCUUAACUGUUCUGCGUAGACCCCCUCCCCCCACACACACACACACACACACCUGUGAUCGGCUUGCUGGUUCCACUGAUCGUCAACACAACCUUCUGUAUGAGGCACACAUGGACACACUAAUGGGCGUUUGGACAGGGGUGCUUCGUUUUUGUGGUUUGUAUUGGUUGGUGUGUGUCUCUGUCUAUGCAUGACAUGGCAAGUUGUGAUGGAUGAAGGGAAAGAGCGGGGCCGGUUAAUCGUGUGUGUGUGUGUGUGCAAUAUCUACUCCACUUUUCCUCUUCACUCACUUUUCAGCCCUUUGCCCCCAAACCCUGCUGAAUCCUCUUUCCUUUGCUGUAGUCAUAGCGCCACCCUCUGGCCACAGUACAAACUGUUCAAUAAGUACACAUUUUUCCAGAGGAAUCACUGUACUGACUGUGCAAAGGCUGCACCAAAAACACAUUGUCUCGAAGGAAUAUGUUGGAGAAAAAUAUCAGUUUUGUUUUUGUGCCGGUGUGAGACGUACUAAUGAACACUUGCUUUUGGCUUUGUUCAGGUUUUAGGUUUCACUUAUUCACGUAUCGGUGGAAUCUGAGAACAAUGGGAUGAAAUAGCACUUGGUUGUUUUCAGUGACUUCUUUUUGGCUGAAAGUGACCCGUCUGUUUGAAGUGUUACCAUCAAGUGUUCUGUCUGACUUUGUGGUUUACUUGAAUGCUUGAGGUGGUAAAUUCCUAUGUUUAGUAAAUGUGGUGUCUGACAAUUGUUCUUUUUUUUCUCCUCUUCUCUCAGACAUUCGCUGUUGCUACGGUAACUGUCAGGAAGAGCACUUUCGUAUCGUAGCACAAUUCUUUCACAAAAACAAUUUAGAAGGAGGGGAAAUUCGCUUGUGUAAAUGCGAUGUUCAUUCGUUUUAUUGACCUCUAUUUUUGUACUGUGUCGCCGGACAAGUUUUGGUUGUUGCUCAGUGUCUGUCGCUGUGGUUGGUAUCUACUGGAGGCCUAUGGUGGCUUUGGGCCUGAGGCCUAAGCACACCCUGUAGCACACCCCUUCAGCUAUACUGUCCUGUAUUCCUCCACCUCUGGGCUUGUAUCUAGCAUAAUCCCACAAACAAAGUAGUGCUCACCGCCAGGACGAAAGGCAGAAGACUUGUUCCCUCUAUCUGGCCAUCUUGAUGAAAGAGAACCUCUCCCACUCAGACUCCACCUACAAAACCUAGUGGCAAAAAAAAAAAAAGUAUGAACCCUUUGGAAUUACUUGGAUUUCUGUUUAAAUUAGUAAACAAAUUUGAUCUGAUCUUCAUCUAAGUCAGGACAAUAGACAAACCCAGUCUGCUUAAACUAACGCGCACACACACAAUUAUACAUUUUCAUGUCUUUAUUGAACACGGUGUGAACAUUCUCAGUGCA
Messenger RNA from Oncorhynchus gorbuscha (pink salmon), 5632 nucleotides. RefSeq names its product trafficking protein particle complex subunit 10-like. Gene Ontology annotation, biological process: early endosome to Golgi transport; intra-Golgi vesicle-mediated transport. NCBI's taxonomy places the organism in Eukaryota, Metazoa, Chordata, Actinopteri, Salmoniformes, Salmonidae. Gene Ontology annotation, cellular component: TRAPPII protein complex. The record is from RefSeq and is a predicted model, not a curated record.